This is a messenger RNA of Didymodactylos carnosus, 1185 nucleotides long. The record is from the annotation of a GenBank genome assembly. NCBI's taxonomy places the organism in Eukaryota, Metazoa, Rotifera, Eurotatoria, Philodinida, Philodinidae.
CAGGAAAUCUUUCUGAUCGUAGAAUAGCCAAGAAGGAGAAAGCACUUCUGCAUACGAGAGUGUUUUUCAGUAUCUAAAAUUCAAGAUGGUCGAAAAGUAGAAGGAUCGAAGACUUUUCGGAGAAUAAUUCUUAGUUUUAAUUUUUCUACAUGCGCGCAACUUUUGUGAGUUUUUUCAAAGAAAAAUGUCGCUAAAGCACUUGAAAAUUUACCGUUUAUGACGAAAAAAACCAAAAACCUUUUGCGUAAACAACGGUUCUUUCAAAAGUGAGAACAUGACAAACUAAAGGUGAUUGUCUUCUACUUUAUCUACUAGUUUAUCAUGAGCGAAGGAGGGUCGAUGUGUUUUAAUCGAAAAGACAAUGAAAGAAGAAAAAUCUUCGAUUUUGGAAAGAUUUUCAUAAUACCAUAUUAAUGGCAUUCCAAUAAAUUUUUCUUUUACAUAAUACAUCAUUAUAUCUGGUUUUAAAUCUAGUUUUGGAAAUUUGCUUUGCAAAUUUGAGAACCAAGCUUCCGCUUCAAUUCCUUCAAAAUAUGGGAUGGUACUAACUACUGAUUGAAUUUGUCCUUCGCUUUGCUUUUGCAAUUGUGUUUCUUGUUGUUGGUGAAAAUCUUCGUCUUGAUUAUGUUUACUUUGUUCACUGAUAGAUACAUUUUUUGUUGUUACGACUGAUGAGGGUUGAUUAAAUGAAGUAAUUAGUUGUUGUUUAAAUUCAGUCCAAUUUGUUUGAAACGAAGAAGAAUUGUUAUCAUACCACUGCUGUAAACUUGGAUGUAAAUAAUCAUAUAUCAGAGAAACAAAUGUCCUUUCUUUAUAUUUUAAUGUUUGGAAAUAUAAUCUUCAGCUGUUACAAUCCAACUUGUCGGAUCAUCAAAAUUUUGAAGAUCUAAGAGUAAAAUAUCUUUUAAUAAAAUUUCUUCAAAUUGUUUAAAAUUAUCAACGUGAUAAUGUUUAGUUGUCGUUAAAACUCCAGUAUUAAUACAGACUCUUGGAGAGCAUGCUUUAGUUAAAGAAGAAAUUUCGCGUGAUUUAUAUGAUGUAGAAGAUUUAAUCGAUGAUGAUUUACGUGUAUGUUUAGCAAGAGGAAAAUCGUUACGAAGAUUAUGUAAAUUAAGAUUAGUAUUUAAUCUUAAAGAUUGGUUCAUCGAUCAUGUUCUUAUUGUUAAAGAAAUAUGUAAAUUAUAA